AUGGAUCCUGCAGCUGCCCAGCUGGAGAAACAGCACGUGCACGACGUGUAUGAGAGCACCGCUCCUUACUUCAGCGACUUGCAGAGCAAAGCCUGGCCUCGUGUCCGCCAGUUCCUCCAGGACCAGAAGCCUGGCAGCCUCAUCGCUGACAUAGGUUGUGGAGCUGGAAAGUAUCUUAAAGUGAACAGCCAGGUACAUACCCUGGGCUGUGACUACUGCGCGCCAUUGGUAGAGAUUGCGCGGAGCAGAGGAUGUGAAGUCAUGGUAUGCGACAACCUUAACCUCCCCUUUAGGGAUCACGGCUUCGACGCCAUCAUCUCCAUAGGAGUCAUACAUCAUUUUUCUACAAAACAAAGAAGAAUCAGAGCAAUAAAAGAAAUGGCCAGGGUCUUAGUUCCUGGAGGCCAGCUGAUGAUUUAUGUUUGGGCCAUGGAACAAAAGAACCGGCACUUUGAGAAGCAAGACGUGCUUGUUCCAUGGAACAAAGCCUUGUGCUCCCAGCCCCUCUCGGAAUCCAGCCAGCCUGGGAGAAAGAAGCAGUGUGGGCAUCCAGAAAGAAGCCAUCCCUACCACCCUCCCUGCUCUGCGUGUCGCUGUCCUGUUUAUUUUAAGGGGUGCUGUGAUUCGAGGCGGUCCCAUAGCGUGGACUGUGACUCUGCUCUGGCUGGCACCUGCUGUGCAAAUAUUUCCAAGGAAAGCGAGGUAGAAAAUGGAUUCUAUAACACACUGGGGAAAUCUUUUCGUUCCUGGUUUUCCUCUAGAUCUUUGGAUGAAUCAACUCUGAGGAAGCAAAUUGAAAAAAUGAGACCCUUGAAAAACACAGAAAGUUGGGCCAAUAGCACGAUAUCCACCCAGCCUUCAAGACACUCAAGUUUCGACUUAGAUCAUCCAGAGCCAUUUUCAACAGGAGAGCAAAAUUUAGAUGAGGAAGUGUUUGUGGAGACUUCUCAGAAACACCUGGAAUGGCUGAGAGCACCCGCCACACACAGACACCUAAAUGGAGACCAUCCAAGAGGUGUGAGGAGAAAUGGAGAUGGGAAUUUUCUGGGUAGCACCGAUACCAAGGAGAAUUGUAUGGAUGCAGGUAACUUAGAAGAGGGUACCCCUUCUGCUAGUAAAAUAUGGAGGAGGAUUUCUGCAGCUGAUUCCAAAGAUUCCAACCCAGAUGAUACCAUUUCUGUCGAAGAACAACAGCCCAACAUUUUGGAUUCUGGUGCCUUUAUGCGCUAUUACCACGUGUUUCGAGAAGGCGAGCUCUAUGGCCUGCUGAAGGAGAGUGUGUCGGAGCUCCAUAUUCUGAGCUCUGGGAAUGAUCAUGGCAACUGGUGUAUCAUUGCAGAGAAGAAGGAAAGUUGUGAUUGAUUGGAUCAUUUCAGGCAUCUCCUC
Kogia breviceps (pygmy sperm whale) is the source of this 1386-nucleotide messenger RNA. It is a transcript of the gene TRMT9B, whose product is annotated as tRNA methyltransferase 9B (putative). The record is from RefSeq and is a predicted model, not a curated record. Gene Ontology annotation, cellular component: cytoplasm; nucleus. Gene Ontology annotation, molecular function: tRNA binding; S-adenosylmethionine-dependent methyltransferase activity; tRNA (5-carboxymethyluridine(34)-5-O)-methyltransferase activity. Lineage: Eukaryota; Metazoa; Chordata; Mammalia; Artiodactyla; Physeteridae. Gene Ontology annotation, biological process: tRNA methylation; tRNA wobble uridine modification.